Zerene cesonia (dogface butterfly) is the source of this 2419-nucleotide messenger RNA. RefSeq names its product cyclin-dependent kinase 1 (gene Cdk1). The transcript has 8 exons. Gene Ontology annotation, molecular function: cyclin-dependent protein serine/threonine kinase activity; RNA polymerase II CTD heptapeptide repeat kinase activity; ATP binding. Gene Ontology annotation, cellular component: nucleus. The record is from RefSeq and is a predicted model, not a curated record. NCBI's taxonomy places the organism in Eukaryota, Metazoa, Arthropoda, Insecta, Lepidoptera, Pieridae. Gene Ontology annotation, biological process: mitotic G2 DNA damage checkpoint signaling; protein phosphorylation; G2/M transition of mitotic cell cycle. Bases 206 to 1150 code for a protein of 314 amino acids.
AAAUAUGUCAGAUUUUUGAAAAGUUUACGUUUAAAAUUCGUUAGAAACAAACCGUAAACGCGUAACUUUUCUUCGUAAAAUUUUACAAAAGGCUUGUAAUUAAUGUGUUUUCUCUAGUUUUUCUUAAACAGAAAUAAUCUCGUAUUUGACAAUUUGCCUUCACAUUGUUAUAUUUUGAGAUUGUAACAAAAUUCCGCAUUAUAAGAUGGAUGAUUUCAUGAAAAUAGAAAAGAUCGGUGAAGGUACUUACGGUGUUGUGUAUAAAGGUAAAAACAAAAUAACAGGACAGUAUGUGGCUAUGAAGAAAAUACGAUUAGAAUCAGAAGACGAAGGUGUACCCUCAACGGCUAUAAGGGAGAUUUCUUUACUAAAAGAAUUAAACCAUCCCAAUAUUGUGAAAUUGGAAGAUGUUCUCAUGGAGGAGAAUAAGUUGUAUUUAAUUUUUGAGUUCCUCUCCAUGGAUCUCAAAAAAUACAUGGAUUCCUUGGGUUCAGGCAAAUUCAUGGAUCCAAACACAGUGAAGAGUUAUUUAUAUCAGAUUAACAGCGCUAUCCUGUAUUGUCAUCAACGACGGAUCUUGCAUCGAGAUCUCAAGCCGCAAAAUUUGCUCAUUGACAAAACUGGUAUCAUUAAGGUGGCGGACUUCGGUCUAGGACGAACAUUCGGCGUGCCCGUGCGAGUGUACACCCACGAGGUGGUCACACUGUGGUACAGAGCUCCGGAGGUGCUGCUUGGUGGACAGAGAUAUUCUUGUCCCAUUGACAUGUGGUCCAUUGGAUGUAUUUUCUCUGAGAUGUCUUCCAAGAAACCAUUGUUCCAGGGUGACUCGGAGAUUGAUCAACUCUUUCGUAUUUUCAGAAUGUUGAGAACUCCAACAGAAGAAAUUUGGCCUGGAGUUUCAUCUUUGCCCGAUUACAAGCCCACUUUCCCCAACUGGACAACAUUUAAUCUUCAUAAUCAUGUACAAAACCUCGACGAAGUCGGCAUGGAUCUACUCCAAAAGAUGCUAGUGUACGACCCGUGCAGACGCGUAACCGCGCGAGACGCGAAGCGACACCGCUACUUCCGCGACGUGACACUACCGCCCGGCCUCACGGUCACCGAGGCCUAUGUGAAGCAAGCUGGUACCGAACCAGUUGCUGCAGUUUGAAGGAGCACUAUAUGCCAGUGGAAUAAAGAAACAGUGUCAUGUGAUAGUGUACUGUGCGUGUUAGUGGUUGCAAGUGGUUUGUGGGUAAGAAUUUGGGAACAGAGUAAGUAACUUAGAUAGGUAGGUACUAUUGUUAAGUAUGACAUUGGCAAAAUUUAAAUUAUUUGUCUACAUAUUGCCUUAAUUAAUACUGUCUAAUGUAGUGUCAUAGCGAAUGGAGCUAUUAAAUAGAGAGCCAAUCGUCUUUAUAUGUCAAUAAUUUACUUAGAAAUGUUUUUUUUUUUUUAUUAGACUCUUGUAUCAUACAUGGAGUGAAAUUUGGAAUAAGAGCACUCAUCUUAUAAAAUAUCAUUUGAUGACAGAUUCAUUAGAUUUUAAAUAUUCAAUAAUAAAAAUACAGCAUGUUAAAGCAGCUCUAUUCAUUAUGACACUAAUGAAAUCCUGUCAAUGUAUAAUGAAUAUAUCACUAGAUUUUUACAUAUUUAUACAUUUUUAUGAGGCAAAUAGAUUAUGGACAAAGGUUAAAUACAGUUUGCUUGAAAUAUUCAUUUAAAAUAACACAAUUUAUAACAACACAAUGUAAUUAUAAUAUCUGAUGCUCUCCUUUGACUAAGACAGACAGAAACUAUUCUUAUUGUAUUGAUAAAUAAUGUGUUUUAAUUUCACAAUAUGGUCACCUUUAAUAAUUUUGGUUGGCUUUUUGAUUUACUGCAUUUAAUAAAUUUCAAUUAAAUAUGAAACAUAGACAAAUUAUGAAAAUAAUUCAAGUAUCAUGUUACUGGUUUUUUUAAGUGAGCAUUAAAAAUGCCAUUAAAUUUGGUUUGUCUCAAAUGUAUAUAUAUGAUAUUCUGUUUUCGCUGCGACGACAUAUAAGCUCACAGCAAAAUAUUAAGUCAAAUUUGAGUAAAUUAGUAGAUUCGACUAACAGCAUUAUAUACUCAAAAGUUAUGUAAUAGAAAAUGUGUUCAAACCCGGCUUUUAAUUAUAAGUUUUAUGUAUAAAAAACUUUUUUUUUACACAACUUUCUAUUCAUUCAAAUUUUUUGUUGUGACCUUAUAUGAAACAUAUUAAUUAAUUGUAUAAGUGCUGGACCACUAUUUUUAUUUGAUUUGGUAUGGAAAUAAUUUGAUAAUUUUAAUUUUACAAUGAUAUUUGUGCUGAUGUAGAUGUUGUUAAGUUUAAUGUAAGAGAGGCAACAUCAACAAUUGUGUUUUAAUUGAUGACACUAUGUACUAGUAAAUAAAUUAAAUUUUAGGUAUCCUGUGUGUU